AUGGAGUCGUUUUUCUUAGCGGAGACAACCAAAUAUCUCUACCUGAUAUUCGACCAAAACAAUUUUCUUCAUAAUGAUGGACAAAAAGCACGAAUAGUGGACACACCGAAUGGAGAGUGCGUUGUGGAUGCUGGUGGCUACAUAUUUAAUACGGAAGCUCAUCCAAUCGACCCUGCUAUUGUACAUUGCUGUUCUGCACAAAGACAGGCUGAACGUGAAGCUGUUAGAGAGUGGGAAGAUAAAUAUGAUUUGUUAACAAUACUCGACCAUCGUGAUACUGUGUCUCCAAUGUUGCUUCGUAAGGAAACGCUGCCUGAAUUCCUGACCAAUUUGAAGAAUAUACGCGAGGAUUUGCAGUAUUUGAACGAGGUGAACUCUUCAGAAACGACCUCGACAUCAAAAAUGGGAAUAGAAUUCGAAGUCGAUGAGUCGUUUAUCUUAGACGGUUAA
Messenger RNA from Ostertagia ostertagi, 450 nucleotides. Lineage: Eukaryota; Metazoa; Nematoda; Chromadorea; Rhabditida; Trichostrongylidae. The record is from the annotation of a GenBank genome assembly.